GUCAGAACAAAUAGAAGCCCGUGGAGUCUAAGAUUGUAGCCCAUGGAGCAUUUUUGGUCUAGCGGUAAAAUGCCCCAAAUGUGUUACGACACAACCCCUCUCGUUGAAGCAGAUUUUGCCAGUUUUCUACGUCGUCAGAACACGGCAAACUCCCUCUGCCGCAUUGCUUUCGCCCGCCAUGAGCCUUGACGUGAAUAACUACGCCAAGCCGCAACACGAUUCACCAUCAUCAGAAGAAGAGCUUGUAAUAUUUGGCUGCCGGAAAUCGGAGCUUGCCCAGGUCCAAACUCGUUGGGUCACAUCUUUGCUGGGCCAAACACUCCCCUCCCCUCCCAACUUUCAAAUUGCCACAGGCAGUGCCGUUGGCGAUGUCGAUAAGCAGACGCCCUUUGCGGUCCUCUCCAAGCUGACCGGUGGCUCCGAUAUUGGUAAAAGCCUAUGGACCAAUGACCUGGAAUUGGGCUUGGUGGCCGGCAAGGUUCACUGUCUGGUGCACUGUUUAAAGGACAUGCCAACCACGCUACCACCGCAUUGUCUCCUGGCCGCGGUCCCUGAGCGGGAGGACUGUUCCGAUGCUGUUUGUAUAAGGUCCGACCUGGGAUUCACAUCCAUCGAUCAAUUGCCCCCUGGUUCCAUAGUGGGAACGAGCUCUUCUCGGAGGAAAGCGCUGAUUCGGCGGAAUUGGCCUCAUUUGGAGGUUGUAGAAUGUCGCGGCAACGUAGAUACUCGUCUUGCUAAGCUGGACGCACCUGCUUCCCCAUAUUCAUGCAUUCUCUUGGCGACUGCAGGACUGUUACGCCUCGGACUCGGCCAUCGCAUCACUCAUCGACUGGAUGCUAGCAUAUUCCCUUAUGCAGUAGGUCAGGCCGCCCUCGGCGUUGAGGUGAGCACGGCCCGUCCAGACAUACUCGAGCUGGUCCGCCAUGUCGACCAUAAGCCGUCGCGAUGGCGCGGGAUGGCAGAGCGAGCGAUGCUUCGAAGCCUCCAGGGAGGAUGCUCGUCGCCGAUUGGCGUGCAGUCUUCUCUGGAGCCCGUUAAAAAAGAAGAAAACGGAUUAACAGAGGACUCACAACGAGGCCAUGAUGGUAGCAGCGGCGGCAAUCUUAGCUUGCGAGCCAUGGUCCUUCAUGUAGAAGGAACGUCGGCGAUUGUUGCUGAAGACGUGGCCACCGUCCGGUGCGAUGAAGAAGCCGAACAACUCGGUGUCUCCAUCGCGAACAUGCUUCUUGCCAAGGGGGCGCGGAGCCUAAUGCACAAACAAAUCUAGAUCUAAUUUUCCCCCUGGAACGGAUCUUGAGGGAGGAGGUGUGGGAACACCCUCGGACAGCCUCUUUACACAGGGCUGGCUUGUCUGACAUGGAACUGGUCCUUGCAAACUCUGUAUGCAUGUACGGUAGAACUGUUUUACUGGAGGAGUAAUAUAGCGACGUCGCGGGGCCAUUCCGUUUCAAUAAACUCUUCCUACGAGAAGAGUUACUUUCUAACCGAAAUCUCUGCUGCUUUUCC
Penicillium brasilianum is the source of this 1506-nucleotide messenger RNA. Lineage: Eukaryota; Fungi; Ascomycota; Eurotiomycetes; Eurotiales; Aspergillaceae. The record is from the annotation of a GenBank genome assembly.